CGGAUUAAACCGGUUAAAGUUCCGGUUUGUCUCAGGCGCGCAUCUUUAACCGAAUAAAACUCUUCUCGCCCUCGAUACUCUCUUCCUUAUCGUUAUGGCUUCCGUCGCUUUGCCGGCGUUCACCUGCCGGAGCUCAGCAGAACCGACGAAGGAGCUUCGCGUCUGCACGAACCGCACCUGCCGUAAACAAGGCUCAUUCCAAAUCCUCGAGACGCUAACGUCCCUCGCGCCUCCCCAACUCCGAGUCAAUCCCUGCGGAUGCCUCGGCCGAUGCGGCUCGGGUCCGAACCUCGUCGCUCUCCCUCAAGGCCUCUUCCUUCGUCACUGCGCCACGCCUUCUCGAGCCGCUGAGAUCCUGUUCAGCCUAUGCGGCGACGGCAGGGAAGCUUCCUCUUCCUCCGCCGUCGCGGAGGCUCUCUCCGCUUUGGCGCUCACGAACAAUGCUCUCACUCAGAUCGAAGCUGGGAACUUCGAGGAGGCAGAAUCGCUUCUUACACAGGCUUUAGAGAUGAAACCAUACGGUGGAUUGCAUAGAAUCUUCAAACACAGAGCAGUGGCGAAACUAGGAAUGGUUGAUUACUCUGGGGCUCUUGAAGAUAUAAGCCAAGCUCUAGCAUUAGCUCCUAACUAUUAUGAGCCCUACAUUUUCCAAGGUGAUGUUUACGUUGCACAAGGUCAAUAUGAUCUCGCCGAGAAGUCAUACUUGAAGUGUUUAGAGAUAGAUCCUACCCUUCGAAGAUCAAAAUCAUUCAAGGCGCGGAUUGCAAACCUUCAAAAGAAAGCUGUUGAAGCAGAUGUGAGUUAAAUCCUGACAUUUGGAGUUGUUUUGAAUGCAUAUAGCUCACUACAUAUCUGUCAUUUUAAGGGCAAUUCUUUUCUCUGUCAAAACCGUUGCAAUAAUGUCUCUUUCUUUGGGUAGAGGGGUUUUCAAGAGUUCCAAAUUACGUUGUUUAUAGGUGUCAUUAGUAUAUCAAGUGGUAAUGAGAUUACGCUGUCUAUAUUAUUCAAGCUAAUGAUAUUAUAUUAUUCAGAUGAUGUUAUUCAAGUAUAUGACAUUAUUCUGGUGCUAGAGAUGGCACAAACAACAAGCUUCCUAUCUUUGAUUAUCACUCAUCAACAAUACUCAAAGAGUUGCAUUAAUACUUAGCUUCUGGCCAUUCUCGCAAUGAUCGUACAUUGCACAGAUGAACCAGUGCUCUCCAACCUCUGAUAUAAUUAUUGAGUCGUUGCCGUUGGUGAAGAGAGAGAUGUAAUUAUCUCUUCCACAAUCUGCGUAAGCGGUAGAGUUAACUUGCAUAACGUUAUGCUGGUCCUUGUUGUAGUUGAAAACU
Messenger RNA from Brassica napus (rape), 1331 nucleotides. RefSeq lists its product as uncharacterized. Gene Ontology annotation, molecular function: protein binding. The record is from RefSeq and is a predicted model, not a curated record. Bases 95 to 805 code for a protein of 236 amino acids. The transcript has 4 exons. NCBI's taxonomy places the organism in Eukaryota, Viridiplantae, Streptophyta, Magnoliopsida, Brassicales, Brassicaceae.